AUGCAGGGAACUCUUGACUCGUUUAUUUCUUCCAAAAAACAGCUAACUGGACCUGUAUUUACUUCUCAGGAAAUUAGAGAUCGCGGGUCGCUUUUCGUCGCCAAUAUCUACCAUGCAACGACUCCUCAAGAAGCAAAGGCGCGUGUCGAGCAAAUGAAACGCGUCGUCCAUAGUGCCAAACCAGCCGCCCAUGAAAUCUCAGCGUGGAGAUGCAUGGUAUUAAAACCAGGCAAGUCAGGGCUCAAUGGUCCUGAAGAUUUUGAGCUUCAAGCCGGGAGCAGGGACGACGGUGAAAGCUGGGCAGGAGCCAAAGUUUUGGCCGUCAUGGAAAGACUGAGCAUUCUCGAUGCAGUAGUCAUAGUCAGUCGAUGGUGGGGAGGCACUCUUCUUGGGCCCGCCAGAUUCACCCAUAUCGAAACCUGUGCGCUCGAGGUCUGUCGACUGUUCAAAGACAAGGAGGAAUUGGCCGAGCUACAAGCACUCCUGGAAAGCCUGGAUGACCUCCUUGCAGAUCUGCGUCAAGAAUACGGACUCCUUUCUAAAUUGCCCUCCACUGAGCCCAGCACGCCGACCAGCUCUCAAAUCGAUUCAGCAUCGACGGUGCGGAAGAAGUCGAAUUACUCGGGAAUGGAUGCCCAAAAGUUGAAACGGCUCAUACGUGCCCGGGAGGGCUCUAUCACUUCUGUAAAGGCCCUGAUCGCCAAACGUCAGAAACAGCUACCGGAAGAGCAAGAAGACGAACAGACACCACCGCAAUGA
Coprinopsis cinerea okayama7#130 is the source of this 759-nucleotide messenger RNA. RefSeq lists its product as hypothetical. The coding region runs from base 1 to 759 and encodes 252 amino acids. Gene Ontology annotation, biological process: regulation of translational initiation. Gene Ontology annotation, cellular component: cytoplasm. The transcript has 2 exons. NCBI's taxonomy places the organism in Eukaryota, Fungi, Basidiomycota, Agaricomycetes, Agaricales, Psathyrellaceae. The record is from RefSeq and is a predicted model, not a curated record.